This is a messenger RNA of Culex pipiens pallens (northern house mosquito), 1525 nucleotides long. Its product is annotated as persulfide dioxygenase ETHE1, mitochondrial. The record is from RefSeq and is a predicted model, not a curated record. The transcript is spliced from 6 exons. NCBI's taxonomy places the organism in Eukaryota, Metazoa, Arthropoda, Insecta, Diptera, Culicidae. Gene Ontology annotation, molecular function: sulfur dioxygenase activity. Gene Ontology annotation, biological process: glutathione metabolic process; hydrogen sulfide metabolic process. Bases 353 to 1267 code for a protein of 304 amino acids.
UGGGUAGUUAUCACAAAUCGAUUGUGUCAUGCUUGAUUUGUCGCUUCUGGUUGAUGGUUGCACCUAGCAGCUAACUGCAUUUGGAAGCCGCAGGUGCUAACUCGACCGCAUGAGAUGUGUCGAUUGGUUGACGACUUUAAGCCGGCGUUCACUUCUUUGAGCCUCUUCCUCUGCGCUCAGUAAGAGUUUGCGUUCGAACCGUAGCACAUCGCGGGCUCGCGGUUUUGGCUUUCUUUUUGCCUAACUUUGUACAUUAAAAUCGUGUUUGUUAAAAAAAUAUCUUAUCUGUGGUGCCAAUUAUAGAUUUUUGUUUUUCGGUAGAUAACGGCAGAAUCGCACCACCAUCACCAUCAUGAGUUCCCCAUCGCUGGCGGUGACUCGCGUAUUAGCGUCGUCCACUAAGCUGUUGCUUCUACCUGUCCCACUGAGGCGGUUUCCAUCGCGAUCCAUUGCCACAACAUCGACGACCCGCAUAAAGCCCAGCUCGCUGGUUCGGAUCGCUCACAGUGCCAGCAACCUUCGCAACGUGAGAAUGCUCGCCGAACGCAAACCCUUCGCGCCGGACUUCUUCUUCCGUCAGUUAUUUGACGAAAAGUCAUGGACGUACACGUACCUGCUGGCGGAUCUGACCAGCAAGGAAGCGAUCCUGAUUGAUCCGGUGCUCGAGCAGGCUCCGCGCGACGCCAAGUUGAUCCAGGAGUUGGGCCUCAAGCUUACCUAUGCCCUGAACACCCACAUGCACGCGGACCACAUCACCGGAACCGGCUACCUCAAGCAGCUGCUUCCGGGGACGGUGAGCGUCAUCUCGGAGGCUAGCGGCGCCAAGGCGGACAAGCACCUGAAGGACAAUGAGGUGGUCAAGUUUGGCCGGUUCGAGAUUAAGGGACUGAGCACGCCCGGCCACACGAAUGGCUGCAUGACCUACUUGGUGGACGAAAUGGGCAUCGCUUUCACCGGAGACACGCUGCUGAUUCGUGGCUGCGGACGCACCGACUUCCAGGAAGGUGACUCACGCACCCUGUACAAAUCGGUUCACGAGAGAAUUUUCACCCUGCCGGACAACUACCGGCUGUUCCCGGCUCACGAUUACAAAGGCAACAUGGAAACGAGCGUGGCCGAGGAGAAGCAGUACAAUCCGCGGUUGACCAAGGACGUUGACGCGUUUGUGGAAAUUAUGGCCAACCUGAACUUGCCGUACCCGAAAAUGAUCGACAAAGCCGUUCCCGCCAACCGCGAGUGUGGGCUGUACGAUAUUCCGAAGGAGUAAUGAAGAAUGAGAAGAAAAACUUUGCUCACCACGUGAUCCUUUUCCAACGUUUAAACCUACUUAUGAUUGACAGCAAUAUCGAGUAUUCUGUAUGUUCAAAUCAAUGCGAUCAACCAAUCAUCCAAUGUUGCUGUUUGAAAUUAUUUUACUUAAUAAAAUUGCGUUAUCUUGUUAACAUAAUUAAUAAUGGUUAUAAUUGGUACAUUUAAAAACAGUAACUAUCAAAUGGUCGACAAAUACAUUUUUCAUUAAAAUAUA